This is a messenger RNA of Clonostachys rhizophaga, 258 nucleotides long. NCBI's taxonomy places the organism in Eukaryota, Fungi, Ascomycota, Sordariomycetes, Hypocreales, Bionectriaceae. The record is from the annotation of a GenBank genome assembly.
AUGACGCGGACGGAGCUUAGAAAUCUCCGAGUCGACAACGACGAUCUCGACAACGAGCUAGAGAAGCUCAACGCCGAUGUCGAGAAAGCUGCCAGUGACUAUGCAAAAGCCAAGAUGGCCGCUGAGCCCCAAAUAAUGGAGAAGCGGAAGAAUGUUCACUCUGUCCACAAGCAGAUUGAGAGUCCUGUCGACUACUUGCAGAGCGAGAUCAAGACCAUGCCACCUGCCAACGACACCACGAACAUGGAUGUAUCCUGA